Molecule: messenger RNA, 2397 nt
Organism: Pseudonaja textilis
Lineage: Eukaryota; Metazoa; Chordata; Lepidosauria; Squamata; Elapidae
Source: RefSeq, a predicted model, not a curated record
AUGGAUUGGGCUGAUCUCGAGCCCAUCCUGCGCCGCCAUUACGCCCCCACCGUGCCGAUCCUCAUCCGCAGGUAUGAUUUCUACCGCCGGGACCAGCGCGAAGGCGAGUCCACCAGCGAUUUUGUGGCCCAGCUGCGGAACAUGGGAGGCCCCUGCGAGUUCCCCGAGCUGGACCAAGCGAUCCGGGACCGACUCGUCCUUGGACUCCGAGACCCCGACGCCCGGAAGGUACACGUGGCCUUGAGCAUCGAGGACCGGCCCUGCGAGAUGGAGGUGGACUCCGGGUCCUUCCUCUCAAUGGUCUCAUGGCGCACAAUCAAGCGCCUGGUCCCGACCAUCCGCCGCAACAAGCUGGACGACCAGAAGCUAAUCCUGAAAGACUACCAGGGAAAUCGCAUCCCUGUAGUUGGCAUCGGGCACUUCAAGGUAACGUUCAAGAACCACACUGACGUCCUGCCGCUCACGAUAGUGGACCGGGACCGCCCCAGCCUGCUCGGCCUACAAUGGUUCGCCCCGCUCGGCAUCGAAGUAACCGGCAUCCACCGCACGGACACGGCCGACUGGGAAGUGACCCUCGUGAGGGAUUUCCAGGAAGUUUUCGACAACUCGCUAGGCAAGUACCGUGGGCCCCCUAUAUCGUUCAACCUUAACCCCAAUGUCGCCCCUAUCCGCCUAAAGCCCCGGCGAGUGCCCUUUGCGCUCAAACCAAAAAUCGACGAGCAACUAGACAAGCUCGUCGCACAGGGGGUGCUUGAACCCAUCGACCAUGCCCGUUGGGAGACGCCCAUAGUCACCCCCAUCAAGCCCGAUGGCUCCAUUAGAAUAUGCGGGGACUAUAAGGCCACCCUUAAUCACGCGCUACAGCAAAGCGCCUACCCCGUCCCAGUGGUGCAGCACCUCCUGCACUCACUGGGGGGAGGCCGGGUCUUCGCAAAACUCGACUUGGCACAAGCCUACCAGCAACUGCCGGUCGACGCGGAGACAGCAGAAGCGCAAACGAUUGUCACACACCGGGGGGCUUUUCGUUGCAACCGACUCCAAUUCGGAGUCAGCGUCGCCCCGGGAGUCUUCCAAAGCCUCAUGGAGAGGCUCCUCCAGGGCAUCAAAGGGGUGGUUCCCUACUUUGACGACGUGCUGAUCGCAGCCGCCGACAGAGAACAAUUGGAGAUCCGUUUAAGGGCGGUGCUUAACAAAUUCAAAAACGCCGGCCUUAAAGUCAAAAGGGACAAAUGCCAACUACACACCAAGAGGGUCGAGUUCCUGGGCUACCUUCUGGACCGGCAUGGAAUACACCCGACCGGGAAGAAACUCAGGGCCAUCAAGGAAGCCCCCACACCAACCAACAAGGCGGAGCUACAACGGGAAGAGACUGCGUUCCAACGAACCAAGGACUUGCUAACAUCAGACGCGGUUUUGAUUCAGUACAGCGAAACCCUCCCGCUCUCAGUAACAUGCGACGCCUCACCCUUCGGUAUAGGAGCAGUCCUCAGCCACACCCUACCCGACGGGACGGAAGCACCCAUCGCCUUCUUCUCCCGGACACUAGCAAAACUGGAAAGAAACUACAGUCAACUAGACAAAGAAGCCCUCGCCAUCGUCGCCGGAGUUAAAAGGUUCCACGAAUACCUUUACGGCAGGAACUUCUCAAUCAUAACGGACCACAAGCCCCUGCUCGGAAUACUCGCAGGGAACAAGGCCACCCCGAACAUCCUAUCGCCCCGGAUGACAAGGUGGUCCGAAUUCCUUGCAGCAUACUCCUACGAGCUGUCACACCGACCCGGUAAGGCCAUCCUACACGCAGACGCACUAAGCCGGGCACCGCUACCGGACGUAGAUGACGACCCGGCACCCACAACGACGACCCUACAGAUCGAGACCAUGCCGUGCCCGCUCUUAACCGCGCCAGACAUUGCCCAUGAAACAAAUAAAGACAAACGGCUGGCGCGGGUACUGAGCUGGGUAGAGCGGGGAUGGCCAGAAGUUGAAGGUAACGAAUAUUUCAAACCCUUCAGAAACCGCCAAACUGAGCUGUUCUCACAAAAGGGCUGCAUUCUCUGGGGCGACCGGGUGGUCAUACCGGAAACACUGCGAGACAGAGUGUUGGCAUUGCUGCACGAGGGACACCCAGGGGUCGUCAAGAUGAAAGCCCUGGCCAGGAGCUAUGCUUGGUGGCCGGGGAUGGACAAACAAAUAGAAAAUGCCGUCUACGCGAAAAACUUCACGGGAGACCCCCUCUGGGUACCCGCACAAAUAACGCAGGUAACUGGACCCCGAUCAUACAGACUACAAACAACAGACGGAAGGAGCUGGAAGCGGCACAUCGACCAGCUACGGCAAACUCGAAGCCCCGCCUACCUGCGCAACUACGUCACGACGCGGCGUCAGACGAAACCAUGA